Trametes versicolor FP-101664 SS1 is the source of this 1266-nucleotide messenger RNA. RefSeq lists its product as uncharacterized. The record is from RefSeq and is a predicted model, not a curated record. The transcript has 9 exons. Bases 1 to 1266 code for a protein of 421 amino acids. Lineage: Eukaryota; Fungi; Basidiomycota; Agaricomycetes; Polyporales; Polyporaceae.
AUGUCACCGCAUGCCGCUGCAAUUGGCAUUUACGGGGACGAAUUUCUCAACUAUCAAGCUCAAACAAUCCUUCGAUCGCUGUGGGCCAUGUCUAUUCUCGCGCUCGUCACAACCAACUCACACACGUCCACAUUCUCCAGGCCUUCCCGCAAUCGCAGCCACUUCGAGAAAACGUCGACCAACACAUCCAUAUCCACUUGGGCCUACCUCGAUUUCUUGAAAUCCGUCUGCCUCCACGUAUUUGAGAUACAGGAGGUCGCGCUGCAACAACCCGAUGCCAGCUUCUACCGCGCAAGCGCCUCUACAACGUCGACAGAUAACGUGCUCUCGCCAAGAUAUGAUGGCGAAGAAUUGGCAAUCACCUCUCUGCAUCUGGGAGCAAAAGCUAUCGCCGGCAUAGUCGGCGGGUCCGUCGCGGUCAUCGUGCUCGGGAUCGUUUUAUACCUCCUCAGUCGGGAUAGUCGCCGCAGACGACAAGCUAUGGCAGAGAAUGGCCCAAGUGCUUCUCGGGAAGAAUGCUUUGACGACGUUGUGCGCCGCAAACAGACCGCAGUGAUGCCGAACACCCAACUACACAACCUUCUUUCGUCGCCAAAACGGGCGAUAGAGCCGCCCUCCAACUUGAGGGACGUGCGGGACGUCUAUCCCGAGAGAAUAUCGCCUAACACGUCUGUGCCACGCUGGGCUUACCUCGAUGUCCAACAAACCGGCCGCCUCGACAUAUCUGAGGCAAAGACUAUAGCGUCGGAAAAUCAACCGGAUGCGACCGUGUCUGGCUUUUAUGACGCAUUAUAUCCGACGCCCUCGGGCAACGGGUUCUCGCCGUACUACGGCGAGCAAUUCGGGUCCGAGUCCCUAGGGCCGAGCGUAGGCGUUAUCGUCGGCGCCGCCGUCGGUGGGACCAUUGGUGUGAUAGCAAUCGCGGCCGCCCUCUUCUUCCUCAUCCGGGCCAGUUGCCGCAGACGACGAGCUAUAAGGAAUGCGGCGGCCGCUCCAAGCGUUCCGCUCAAAGAAUGUGGCUUCGACGACGUUGCGCUCACGUCCGCGGCGAGGUUAUACAACCCCGACGACCCCACCACGUAUCCGCCUUUCAGUGCCGCGUCGACAAGCGAGAAGGCCGCUCUGCAACAAGCCGGUGGACGUGCGUGGAUCGACUAUCCUGCGGCAAUACCAUGGGACUCCGCAAAAAUGAUUAGCAAGCCUCAGGACAUCCGUCCAGCGGCGUCAGAACCCGUCUACCCCGGACAGCCGGAGGUCACGGUGUAG